UCCUCCCUCCCCCAGUUUAAAAAGGUGCAGGAGCCGCCGAUGCGUGCGUCGCACCGCAGCGGAACGGACGCGGGAUGGUCGCGCGUCCCCGGCUCAGCAGAGGCGGGUAGUCAGCGAGCCGGGGGAAGUUUUUUGGAGCCGUGAGGGAUACAGCAGUUUGAUCAGUAUUGUCUUAACAUGCUUCAAAUAAAUCAGCUUCUCUCCACGAUAAAAUGGCAAACCCCAAAGAGAAAACUCCAAUGUGUCUGGUAAAUGAGUUAGCCCGUUUCCAUAGCAUCCAACCCCAGUAUAAGCUUCUGAGUGAAAGCGGGCCUGCUCAUUCCAAGAUGUUCUCGGUGCAGCUGAGUCUUGGCGAGCAGACAUGGGAGUCCGAAGGGAGCAGUAUAAAGAAGGCCCAACAGGCUGUUGCUAAUAAAGCUUUGACGGAAUCUACGCUUCCCAAACCAGUUCAGAAACCACCCAAAAGUAAUGUCAAUAAUAACCCAGGUAGCAUAACUCCAACUGUGGAACUGAAUGGGCUUGCUAUGAAAAGGGGAGAGCCUGCCAUCUACAGGCCGUUAGAUCCAAAGCCAUUUCCAAAUUAUAGAGCUAAUUACAACUUCCGCGGCAUGUACAAUCAGAGAUAUCAUUGCCCAAUGCCGAAGAUUUUUUAUGUUCAGUUGACUGUAGGAAAUAAUGAAUUCUUUGGUGAAGGGAAGACUCGACAAGCUGCCAGACAUAAUGCUGCAAUGAAAGCCCUUCAAGCACUGCAGAAUGAACCUAUUCCAGAAAAGUCUUCCCAGAAUGGUGAAUCAGGAAAAGAAAUGGAUGAUGACAAAGAUGCAAAUAAAUCUGAAAUAAGCUUAGUGUUUGAAAUUGCUCUGAAGAGAAAUAUGCCCGUCAGUUUUGAGGUUAUUAAAGAAAGUGGACCCCCUCAUAUGAAGAGUUUUGUUACCCGGGUGUCAGUGGGAGAAUUUUCUGCGGAAGGAGAGGGAAAUAGCAAAAAACUGUCCAAGAAGCGCGCGGCAACCACUGUCUUACAGGAGCUUAAAAAACUCCCACCUCUUCCUGUGGUUGAAAAGCCAAAACUGUUUUUUAAAAAACGCCCUAAAACAAUAGUAAAGGCUGGACCUGAGUAUGGUCAAGGAAUGAACCCCAUCAGCCGCCUGGCCCAAAUCCAACAGGCCAGAAAGGAAAAGGAGCCUGAUUACGUCUUACUUUCGGAACGAGGGAUGCCUCGCCGUCGGGAGUUUGUGAUGCAGGUCAAGGUGGGCAAUGAAGUCGCUACUGGAACAGGACCUAAUAAAAAGAUAGCCAAAAAGAACGCUGCAGAAGCGAUGCUGUUACAGCUUGGCUAUAAAGCAUCCACUGGCCUUCAGGAUCAGCUCGACAAGACAGGGGAAAACAAAGGAUGGAAUGGUCCGAAGGCUGGAUUUUCUGAACCAACAAACAACACUCCAAAAGGAAUUCUUCAUCUUUCUCCUGAUGUUUAUCAAGAGAUGGAAGCCAGCCGCCACAGAGUGACCUCUGGCACGACUCUAGGCUACCUGUCACCCAAAGAUAUGAACCAACCUUCAAGCUCUUUCUUCAGCAUGUCUCCCUCAUCGGCUAGUUCAGCCACAGCUGCCAGGGAACUCCUUAUGAGUGGAACCUCUCCUACAGCUGAAGCCAUAGGUUUAAAAGGAAGUUCUCCUACUCCCCCUUGUUCUCCAGUACAGCCUUCAAAACAACUGGAAUAUUUAGCAAGGAUUCAAGGCUUUCAGGUAUGAUUGAAAAGAAAAAAACAAAAAGAGAAAGUAAAACAACCCAUUAGCCCCAGUCCUUCAUCUCUGUCCAUCAGAAGGCUUAUUUUUGCCUGCUAAUGUGGCUUCCAUGCCUCUUGCAUUGUAAAUUAUUUAGGAACACAGAAAACAGAAGAAAGAGAGGCACAGCACAUGCCUCGCUUCCUCUCACUUCUGUCCAGUGAUUCUCUUGCUGCCUGACUCUCUUCCAUGUUCAUAUUCACAUUUAUACUCUCAUUCACUCUCUCCCUCUCCUCUUCUCCUCUCCCUCCAUCCCUCCAUCCCGGCCUUCCUCGUCUGUCCUGUCUUGAAGUUGAAAAGCUGCAGUUCCAUCCAGUUGACUGGCAGUUAGAUUUCAGCACACAACUUUCAAGGCAACUACCAGCCACCACACAUGAGCUUCCCUUCUCACAGUUAUCAAUUCUUUUAAAAGCUGUCAUAAAUAUAAAGGAGUGUUGGUUUUGUAGGGUAUUUUCCCCGAAAAGGGACAAAGGAUAAAUAGAGGAGAAGCGUUGCUCCCAGUCCAUGCACAGUUGAGCUGUGCGCUGGCUGAGGUCACCUCCCACAGCUGUGGCGCUUCUGCGCCUCCCGGCUAGGCACAGGCCCAGGACAGCAGACGCUCGAUGUUAUACCUCGGACAGCUAGAGAGCAUUGUUUGCUGUGUCUGUCUUCUCAGUUUGUUUCCCACAAACAAAGUCCUGCCUUGAGACAUAAGGUAUUGGUGUUUUGCAUCAUUUUCCCUCUUUUUACAAUCAUGGUUGAAUUUUCUGCUGAUGAUUUGAUUUAAAAGCAGUUUUAAAUUUGCCAUCCUACCGUGAGUGAUAAUGCAGGUACAUUUUUAAGGUCCAGCAUCUUGAAGUCUGUUACCUUAGAUUCAUUAAACGUGGGACUGACAGUAGUGGGAUGCUUUCUAGUUGUUUGAGGUAUAAUAAUGACUCUCAGCUGUACUGGAUCAUGUGCUGAUUUGGGAAUGAAGCUUCUCCUCUAUUUAUUCUUUGUUCCCUUUUGUGGGAAAAAUACCCUACAAAACCAACACUCCUUUAUUAGAGCUUUUAAAAGAAUUGUUAUGUGGAAGGGAAGCUCGUGUACUGGCUGGUAGCUGCCUCGAAAGCAGUGUACUGAAACCCAGCUGCCAGCCUGCUGGAUGGAGCUGCAGUCGCCUCCGAGUGAGAAGCUACGACUCCCUACAUCUAACUGUUUCACCCCUCCAUCUAAUCUUCCCCUCAAGACCAAAACCUGUACUUUCUUGUAGAAAUGUUCUAGAAGAUCUGUAUUGUACAGAACGAUCAUAUGCUAUAAAACGUCUCACAGGGUCGUUACACAGUGAGAAAGAAGAUCAUGUGUUGGGAGUAUUUCGCAUGUUUGGUUUGGUUUUCUUACUUCACAGAGAUCCCUUCUGAUUCCUUAAACUCUAUCGCCAGGUAGUUGCUAGUGUUUUUAAAUCAGAUUAUUAAUAUGAGGUUGAAGAAGAUGUUACCAAUUAUUGACUCUGUCAUCUGAAAUUUAAAUGCUGAAUUUCGAGUUAUAAUUUUAGAAUUUGUUGUUUACUUAAGAAUUACAAUAAAUCACUGUUUAAACAAAAGACUUUGAUUCAUAUAGCUAACGUAAUAGAAUGAUAUUAGUUCUACCAAUAAUCUACAUAAGAUAAUUUAAAAUAAACUAUGCUGAAAAGAAACGCAUUUAUACAUGUAGUCCUUUAGAGAUGUCUGCGAGUGGCGCUCCGCUUCUGUACACACAGCACAAGCUGCAUUCGUCUCUGGGGUGAGUUUUCCUUGGUUAAAUAACAGCAGAUAUAAUUUUGCUGCCAGAAGAACUGAAGUUUUUAAAGUUCUUUCUGCAUUAGUUCUUGGCAAUGAUAAUGGCUAUAAUUCUAUCCUAUCUUCACUUUAACCAACAUGCAGUCUGCUACCCCCAUGGCUGGGCUGGAUGUUUAGGCCGCUCUUAAAAACUUGUGCUGAGGUAAUAUGCUCUUAUUUAUGGGCAGGUUAAACAUUUCCAGGUCCGUGUACAAUGAUUUUUACAUAUUGACAACUCUAAGCAGAUGUCUGACGAUCACUGUGCUUCUUCGCUGGGAUGGGCUGGUGCUGGUGGAAAGUAUGCUGCCGGCGGUCACGGUCCACAGCCGCAGAGCCAGCAGCCGCUCUGGGAGUGGACUCAGGCUGUCACACAUAUUCCCAUCAUGCCACUGUAGAAGAUUCUUUGUGGUUAAGAGUAUUAAAGCAUAUUCCUUUUCUGGGUAAUUUUCUCAGGUAAAAAAAUCAUACAUAAUUUUUGUUUCUUACAUGAUCUAAUUAGACUGUAGCUAGAAAUUUUAAGACCAGCUUAUUAGAGAUUGUAUGUCCUUCUGUUACCUUUAUUUCUGGAAUUUGAAAAACAAUAAAUGAUUUUGUUUGUUUCUAGGUCA
Molecule: messenger RNA, 4164 nt
Organism: Arvicola amphibius (Eurasian water vole)
Lineage: Eukaryota; Metazoa; Chordata; Mammalia; Rodentia; Cricetidae
Gene: Stau2
Product: staufen double-stranded RNA binding protein 2
Exons: 12
Coding region: 213-1748 (511 amino acids)
Source: RefSeq, a predicted model, not a curated record